Molecule: messenger RNA, 1098 nt
Organism: Quercus lobata
Lineage: Eukaryota; Viridiplantae; Streptophyta; Magnoliopsida; Fagales; Fagaceae
Product: GDSL esterase/lipase 1-like
Exons: 5
Coding region: 1-1098 (365 amino acids)
Biological process (GO): lipid metabolic process
Molecular function (GO): lipase activity
Source: RefSeq, a predicted model, not a curated record
AUGGCGACUCUAAGCUACUUUUUCUGUGUGUUUGUGAGCCUUCUCAACCUAAUCAGCUGCCAUGUUCAGUGCAAGCCAAAUGGAGAACAUAAGACCUUGUUCGUAUUUGGGGACUCACUCUUUGAUGCAGGCAACAAUCAGUACCUCAAUGGUAGUAGUGUGGAAGGUGGAUCAAUUUCUUGGCCAUAUGGAGAAACCUACUUCAACCAUUCCACUGGGAGACUCUCUGAUGGCCGUUUAGUCCCAGACUUUAUUGCCCAGAUUGCCAUGUUGCCUAUACUUCCACCAUACCUACAACCAAUUGCACAUCGUUUCACUUAUGGGGCUAACUUUGCUUCAGCUGGAGCAGGUGUUCUUGUUCAAACUCACCCUGGAACGAUAAAUCUCCCAGCGCAGCUAAGCUAUUUUAAGGCUGUAGUGAAGUCACUAAGGCAGAAAUUAGGUGAUGUAAAAGCUAAGAAGGUGGUGAAGAAAGCUGUGUACUUGUUUAGCAUUGGAGGCAACGAUUACUUCAGCUUUUCCUCACAGUACCCCAAUGCUUCUCAGUCUGACCGAAUAAAAUACGUGGAGAUUGUCAUAGGCAACUUGACUAGUGUGCUGAAAGACUUAUAUGGUUUAGGAGGAAGGAAAAUUGCAUUUCAGAAUGCAGGGCCUUUGGGUUGCCUACCAGCCAUGAAAGCAAUGAAUCCCCAACUUGGUGGCAAGUGUGCUAAAGAACCCUCAGCUCUUGCAAGACUACACAACAGAGCUCUAGCCAACGCCCUUAAAAAGUUAGAGAGCAAGUUACCAGGUUUCAAGUAUUCAAUCUUCGAUUAUUACAAUGCGCUUCUAGACAAAGUGAACAACGCUCCAAAAUAUGGCUUCGAGAAUGGUAAGGAUGCAUGUUGUGGCAGUGGACCAUAUAGGGCAAUGAAUUGUGGAGGAGGGAGAAAUGGAAAAGAACCAUUUAAGGUAUGCAGUGAUCCUGGUGCGUAUGUGUGGUUUGAUGGUGGCCAUACUACUGAAGCAGCGAACAGGCAAUUAGCUGAGCUGAUAUGGAGUGGAGAACCAAAUGUCACAGGCCCUUACAAUGUGAAACAACUAUUUGAACAAGCGUAA